Molecule: messenger RNA, 734 nt
Organism: Suillus subaureus
Lineage: Eukaryota; Fungi; Basidiomycota; Agaricomycetes; Boletales; Suillaceae
Exons: 3
Coding region: 210-647 (145 amino acids)
Source: RefSeq, a predicted model, not a curated record
CGGAAGCAUGUGCUACAACAGUUAAUCAGUUUUUCGAUCGAUCGCUGCAAGUACCGUAUGAUUCCAAAACUCGCACAGCAAAUGUCAUCAAGGUCCCCGGCGUACAUUUCUCCGCUCACAACAGUCAUGUUCGGUGUGUUGAAAGCACUGUCUAGAGUUGCCGGUGAUCUGCCUCGAGGACUCGGCACGAGCAGUAUUAGUCAAACUUCAUGAUUUUCCUGCCGGCAAUUUUGAACUUUUUGGAGCGAGAACUCGAGAACCCGCUACGUAAUCGGGUCCGUUUUAUCCUAUACUGUGGCAUCCAACCGGAUUGGGGCUGCGAUCAAGCAGUGACCACAUAUGUUCGCCUCGCGGCUGAGCCUUUAUUUUUCGCGUACCGAGCCUUAAAGCUGGUUCUGCUUCAUGUCAUGCCACGGAUAUUUCCAGCCGUUCAUGUUGGACACGACCUUCAUUUCUGUGUCUGCUCGGCAAGCUUGUUGGUGACUACGACUCGUUUCUUGGGCUGUUUACUCAUGAAUAUAUGCCAAUCAGUGAACAUUGGGAAACAAUCACGAGCUGCAGCACUGGGACUUCUCAUUUAUGAACACAUCAUUACCAUCGAGGACGAGGUAGAGUGUCAAUCUGAUUCCAGCCACUGCAGUUGUUAAAGUACGACUUCGUAGAUUGAUCUGGUCUGGUUGAAGAGGAAAAGUUGGGUGACAUAUCUCUAUCAUUUUAGCCGCUGGCUUCCAGCA